ACCAUACCAACUUUUGAUAAAUCAUUCCCUAAAUCCAAUAUGGCAUUGCCCUUUAAAGUGAAGUAAAAGAUUUCCUACGACACCUGCUCAUUAUUUCAGGUUGUUAAGAUUUCGUUCUUUUUGACAGGAGAUUUUAAAGCUUCUCAUUUAAAUCAAGAUCGACUCUGAUAUAAAGCCCACUAAUUUGAAUAGCUUAAUUCUCUGAAGAUCAGGUUUAAGAAAUAGAACAGUUCCAAUGAAUACGAGUACAAAUAUUAUUAGAUUUAUCAAAUGUGUCACAGUCGGAGAUGGAGCAGUAGGAAAAACUUGCUUGCUUGUUUCUUAUACCAGCAACACCUUUCCAUCGGAUUAUGUUCCUACGAUCUUUGACAACUUCAGUGCUAAUGUGGUGGUUAAUGGAAGUACGGUAAACCUUGCCUUGUGGGAUACUGCUGGACAAGAGGAUUACAACAGAUUAAGGCCACUUAGUUACAGAGGAGCAGAUGUUUUUCUCUUGGCAUUCUCUCUUAUUAACAAAGCAAGUUAUGACAACAUCUACAGGAAGUGGAUCUUGGAGCUCAGGCAUUAUGCUCCAUCUGUGCCUGUAGUCCUUGUGGGAACUAAGCUUGACUUACGAGAAGAUAUGGACUACUUGAGAAAUCACCCUAAUGCAACUCCAGUUACAAUAUCUGAGGGAGAAGAACUCAAAAAUAUGAUUGGUGCAGUUGCUUAUGUUGAAUGUAGUUCCAAGACCCAAAAGAACGUAAAGGCUGUGUUUGACACAGCGAUUAGGGUUGGGUUGAGGCCACCAAAAAAGAUAAAGAGAAGGCAACAGAAGCGAAGGCAAUGCAUAUUUCUAUAAGCAGUGUUGCUAGUUACAGCAUCUAGUUUAUUUUUAAACAUUGUUGUAUCUUCUACUAAAAGUUAAUAAGAUCUUACAAAUAUUCUUAAGAUACUAAACGAUUCAUGUUGUUGGAGUUUUUGAUCAAAAUGUUGUUUUUUAUAAAAAAAAAAUUACAAUAUAGGUAUAGUUUUAAAAGUAUUUACCAAAUAGAUGUAGUUUUAAAAUUUAUAUUUAUAAAAAAAUAUAGUUUUUUUUUUUUAA
Molecule: messenger RNA, 1084 nt
Organism: Lactuca sativa (garden lettuce)
Lineage: Eukaryota; Viridiplantae; Streptophyta; Magnoliopsida; Asterales; Asteraceae
Product: rac-like GTP-binding protein RAC13
Biological process (GO): small GTPase-mediated signal transduction
Molecular function (GO): GTPase activity; GTP binding
Source: RefSeq, a predicted model, not a curated record